AUGUUUGCAGCUUUGCGUACAAAUCCAUCAGAUGGAGAUAUGAUUACUACUGAGGCUUCUAACAUCCCUGUUUCUACAUGUGCAGCAACUACUCUCCCAGGCUCUGUGAUAGGUGGUGUUACUGAGGAAGAUAACUACUUGACAUGGCAUUUGAUGGGUGAAUAUACCGGUCCAGUUGAAUCUGUACUACCACGUGAAUUCAGGCAAAGACUUCAUAAGCAUUUUGCGAGAAUUGAGCGUGAAUUCGAAAGAGAAUAUCGAAGGUUAUAUAGUGAGAACUUAGCAUUGCAAGAGCGUUUGGAAAAAUUUGAAGAUGGUGAUCAUUCGGAAACGAUAACUUUAGUGAAAAAAUUGGGUGCAAGUAUGCUAUCACAACGUAUCAAACAACAAUAUAAACAAUCUACAUCGCGUUUAGUCUCAAGUCUUCGUCAGUCUACUGGUCACUCUUCAAGUAAUAUGAGUCAAGGAUAUACACAUUGUGUUUCUCAGCAGGGAACACCAAUCACAUCAACAGGUGUUGGUGUAACUUCAAAUAGUCUUUCUACAGCAGUCAAUACCUCUUUGAAUUAUACUGGAAAUAUCACUUCAUCGAAUACAAAUACAUCCGGACAUGGAACAGCUGUUUUUGCUGGUACUUUUCCCGGACAUAAUGGUAGUUUUCAACUGAUGAGCCGAAUAGCUGGACAUCGAGAUGGAAUUUGGGAAGUCACAUCAUUUAGACGGUUUAUUGCUACAGCAUCAGCGGAUAACACUGCUCGAUUAUGGAUUAAUGAUGCCCAGUUGAAUUGUUUACUGGUUUAUGUAGGUCAUUCAGGUUCAGUAAACUCUGUCCGAUUUCGAAAUAAAGACAGUUUAAUGUUAACUUCUAGUGGUGAUGGAGCUGCACACCUGAUUCGUUUACCCUUCGAUCUUAUUUCUAAAGCAGCAUCUUCACUUACUGCAGGUAAUUCAUCUGGAGCUACACUGGAUGCUGUUGCAUCAGCUCUUGCUGCAGAAGUUGCUGGAACAGGUACUAUGGGUUUGGGUAUUAGUACUGGUUCAGCAGCCGUUAACAAACCUGGACUUGAAUCAGCUUACAUAAACGACUUUGACGAAACUGCGAACUUACCAGUUGGUCCUGCAGAAGAAGGUUCUCCAGUUCGUGUUGCAGCUGUUCCACCGAUUACGGUUCGUCAUCCUCAUGCAAUAUUUCAAUCUGCUAAUUUAUAUCUUUCCCCGUCUGGUGCAGUAUGGAAUUCUGUUGGGGCGUCUGGUUGCAAUGCUAUUGAUUCAUCUCCUUUGUCUGCUGCAGAUUUUGUUUCUGGGCGAGAACAAUUAGUAACAGCAUCAUGGGAUCGUUUAGGUAGAACAUACGAUCUUGCAACUGGCCAAGAGUUAGACUCUCUUACUGGACAUGAUGACUAUCUAACAGAUGUACGCUGUGAACCAAGUGGAUCUGCUGUUGUUGUCACCUCUUCAAGAGACUGUACAUUUCGUUUAUGGGAUUUCCGUCAACCAGGAAUGCGCGUCCAUGUACAACAAGCUCACAGCCAAACUGUUUCAACCACUCAGUUUCUGACACCUGGUUCUCCUGAACGUCUCAUCAGUGCUGGAGCUGAUAAAUUCUGUCGUCUUUGGGAUUUAAGACAAAGUCGUGUUCCUGUUGUGAGUAUCAGAACUGAUGCAGCAAUUAAUCGAUUAUCAUUAUCUGGUUAUGGCUUAAAUUUAUCAAACCAACCAACAGAAUCUAAUAUUCCUAUUUCAUCACCUGGAGCAACUGGUUCUUCAAACGAUGCACAAUAUGCUUCUUCUGUUCCAUCACAAGCACCUCAGCAUGGAUCUUCAUUGGUCACUUCAUUUUCUAACUCUUGGACUUCCAAUUUUCCCAAGUAUAUUGCCCUGCCGCUUGUUAAUCGAGGCAUAAAGUUGUUCGAUGUGAAUGGCAAUCGAAUCGGCCGGCUAACCAGAUCAUCACAUGGUCACUCUCGUAUGGUAACCUGCGUCUCUUGGGCAAAUGAAGGUGUGCACAACUUUUUCUCAACUGGUUUUGAUGGUCUACUGUUGGCUUGGCAAAUUCAUAUUGCAAAUAUUUAA
Molecule: messenger RNA, 2073 nt
Organism: Trichobilharzia szidati
Lineage: Eukaryota; Metazoa; Platyhelminthes; Trematoda; Strigeidida; Schistosomatidae
Source: the annotation of a GenBank genome assembly